This is a messenger RNA of Fonsecaea multimorphosa CBS 102226, 2388 nucleotides long. RefSeq lists its product as uncharacterized. The transcript has 3 exons. Gene Ontology annotation, molecular function: zinc ion binding; DNA binding; DNA-binding transcription factor activity, RNA polymerase II-specific. The coding region runs from base 1 to 2388 and encodes 795 amino acids. Gene Ontology annotation, biological process: regulation of DNA-templated transcription; DNA-templated transcription. NCBI's taxonomy places the organism in Eukaryota, Fungi, Ascomycota, Eurotiomycetes, Chaetothyriales, Herpotrichiellaceae. The record is from RefSeq and is a predicted model, not a curated record.
AUGGUGGAGCCCAAGUCGGACACGGCAAGUCUGCGGUCCAAGAAGAAGCAGCGAGCCCAGCAGACUCGGAGAUACGGAUUCGCCUGCUCCAACUGCAGAAGGAAGAAGGCACGAUGCAAUGGAGCCACGCCGGCAUGCGACAAGUGUAUUGCAUCCCGGGAGACGUGCGAAUAUGACCGAGGACCUUCGGUAGCAUAUGCAGCCUCCCUUGAGAAACGGCUCAAAGCAUUCGAGGAGAGGUUUGAAAAGCUUCGUCAAAGUAGCACUGUUGACGAACGCAAUGCUCUGAUCCAGGAGCCCUUUGAGGAUGUCAAACCAGAGCGGACGCGAGCCCCUUCGGCUCUCAUGGCGGUGCCUGAAGGGCAACAAAAUGAGGUCCACGAGCCUGAAACGCUGUCCUCUCCAUCUCCUGCGGCACAGAAUGAGCCGCCCGACGAGACCUCCAUAGGUGCCGACGGCCGCAUCUGUUUUUAUGGCAAGACCAGCCAUUACCACGUCGAUCUGGAGGAUGAUGGAACCGGGGUAGAACUGCUGCCGGAAAGCGACGAGCAGCAGGCACUGAACAUGGGCGUGUCAACAGCUUCAACAAUCUAUACUACGCCCGAACUCAAUCUUUUCGUCGACAGCCCUGCAAUGCCGCAACUACUGUCCGAGAUAUCUAGCGAGUCGCUGAAUCAUUUGCUGGAUGCGUACUGGUGUUGGUCACAUCACCUACAUCUGGUGCUGAACAAGCGGUUGUUUUUACGCGACUUACACACCUCGGGUCCUUCAGUGACUCCUUUCCUUGUGAGCGCGGUUCUCGCUCAAGCAGCCCGGUAUUCCACCAGGCCCGAAUCAUCCCACCUUGGGGAUCAUUUUGCCGCUCGAGCUUUGCACUUGCUUCCAAGUGAUAUUGACAAAGGCAGCUCUAUUCCUACCGUCCAAGGCUUGCUCAUACUUUCAGCCCGAGAAUGUGCCUGUGGAAGAAUCUCCCAGGGCUGGCUCUACUCUGGUAUGGCGUUUCGGAUGAUGCGCGAUCUCGGUAUCCACAUUGAACCCAGGAAGAUGGGAUAUCUCUCUCGCCAAUUCUCGGAAGAAGAUCUUGCUCUCCGGCAGCAAGUGUUCUGGAGCUGUUUCACUUGGGACAAGACCAUGAGUCUUUGUCUGGGCAGAGCGCCUAUCAUCCAUGACACGAUCGAUGUCCCGUCCAGAGACAGCUUACUCGACGGUGCUGAGACGGACGAAGAGCAAUGGGUUCCGGUCCUCGGCAAUCAGACAGAGUCGACGGCGAGCUUCAUCGAGCAGAAGUCUCUUGGAAGUGCUCGCUUCGCUGCAUAUUGCAGGUUGUGCACAAUCAUCGAUGGUGUGCUGGACGGUCUUUACUGCCGGCCUCACCAGUCCAAGCAAGACCAUCUCCUUGCGUUUCUCGAUACCACUAUCGGAAGGCUCCAACAGUGGUCGACCAGUCUUCCUCCUGGUCUCUUCAUCUCCCCGGAUAGCAGAGUCUUUCUCUGCCCACCAAUCCACAUUUUACUCCUCAAUCUGACAUAUCAUGCCACGAUGAUCCUCUUAUGUCGGCCGUACCGGAACAUCUCCCCUCAAGCAAAGGAAUUGUGCACCAAAGCGGCACAAAUGAUCGAUACGCUCUUCACACUACAUGUUCGGCAGUUUGGGUUUCGGUUCAUCACAUACCUCCAAACAUAUACCAUGUUUGUGGCAUGCACCAUAAAUGUCUUGGACUUGAAGGAGAAUGAGUCGAACAGUCGAGAUCUAGCGACUGGGGCAGAAGCCAGAGAGGAAUGCCUCGCUCUGGCACAGGAAGCAAGUGUAAGAUUGAACUUUGGUUUAGAGGUCUUGCGACAGGCAGGUGCCACGCCCUCAGCAGCAAGGUGUGCGGCGGUCAUUGUACAGCUGCUCCGACAAUGGUCAAAUAAGGAGGCGAACUCGAAGAUGUGCAAUCAGCGACAACGCCAGCGUUCUGAGCAGCAGCCUUCGCCACCUUUCAGACGACAAUCGAGUAUGUGCCGAGCAGAAGCACGGCAUCCCAGCCGGAGCCUUCAACAUAAUGCACACUUUCGCACAGAUCUGCUGUCCAUGCAAACCCAAAGCAACGGUAAUGAGAGCAUGCUAUUUCCUGCAGUUGAGUCAACUCCCGCAUAUGCUCAAGCACAUGGGCAGGCGGUCGACAAGCAGCCGUCCCCAGAUAUUUCCGACACGAUGAAUCUUGGGUUCGGCAGCAGCAGUGGUCUUCAACCACUUCAGCCAGACGGCAGUGCUUACAGCAAUUCUCACGUGCCAAACUUUGCAAACUCGGGCAUCGAGACUCCGAUGCGCUGGCUGCCAGACAAUAUCCACGAUGACGGUAGCUGGAUGUUGAUGAUGGAUUUUGGGGACAACAUCAGCCUGUGA